Messenger RNA from Branchiostoma belcheri (Belcher's lancelet), 3845 nucleotides. RefSeq names its product aminopeptidase N-like. The transcript is spliced from 22 exons. Gene Ontology annotation, cellular component: cytoplasm. The record is from RefSeq and is a predicted model, not a curated record. Gene Ontology annotation, biological process: proteolysis; peptide catabolic process. Bases 69 to 2909 code for a protein of 946 amino acids. Gene Ontology annotation, molecular function: zinc ion binding; peptide binding; metalloaminopeptidase activity. Lineage: Eukaryota; Metazoa; Chordata; Leptocardii; Amphioxiformes; Branchiostomatidae.
UAAGUGUUCCACCUUCGCAUUUGCCUGCGGUUCCGUUUAUAACCCUCUUUGUUGCCACACUAUUCAAAAUGUCCGGAUUCGCCAAGCGGUACAGUUUCAGGAGCGGGAAGGUUCACGACGAGUCCUGUAAGUUCUACAACGGCGCCCCGCUCGCCAUCGCGGCGUGCUGCAUUCUCAUCUGUCUCGGGAUCGGGCUGAUCAUCGGAUUUGAGACAGACAGGGGUGGAGGACAGGUCAGGCCGUGGCAACAGGUCCGACUUCCGGAGUCGCUGUUACCCAUUCACUAUGACGUAGAACUGCGUGUUGACGUGACGGCGUUCACCGUGGUGGGACAGGUGAACGUCACGCUCAGGUGUGCCACGCCCACCAGGUACGUCAUCCUACACUCCGCUGAGCUGGACAUCGUCGAUGGGGACGCUGCGCCAGGUAUUCGGGGCGAAGGCGAUGUCGUCACCACCUUGAGAGUUACCUCCUGGUUUCUCUAUACAGAAAACCAGUACCUGGUUCUGGAGCUAGAUUCGGAACUAACAAAGGGCGCCGUCUAUACCGUCAGCCUCAACUUCAGAGGGACGCUGAGAGACGGACUGGUCGGGUUCUACCGGUCUUCGUAUGUCAACAAGGACGGACAAACAAGAUAUCUGGCCACGACCCACAUGCAGCCGAUGGGAGCCCGGCUGGCGUUUCCGUGUUUUGACGAGCCCGCUUUCAAGGCCACGUUCACGGUGACCCUGGUACACCGGGCCGGGUACACGGCCCUCGCCAACAUGCCGCUGGAAAACAACGUGACCAGAAACGAUGGCUGGAUCGCGGACCGGUUCCAGAGGUCCGUCCGUAUGUCGACCUACCUGCUGGCGUUUGUGGUGUCUGACUUCACGUCUGUCAGUACAGUCUCGUCAUCAGGGUUACAGACCAGAUUGUGGGCCCGCCCGCAGUACAUUUCUGCGGGGAUGGGGGACUACGCCCUGGACGUCGCUGACAAGAUCGUGGCGUACUACGAGGAGUACUUUGACGUCCCCUUUCCUCUUCCAAAGAUGGAUCACAUUUCUAUCCCGGACUUUGCCAUGGGUGCCAUGGAGAACUGGGGCCUGAUCACAUAUACCGAGAAUCUGCUUCUGUACGACACAAGAAGCCCGUCUGCGUCAAAGAAGAGGGACACUGCACGGGCAGUAGCACAUGAGCUGGCCCACCAGUGGUUUGGUAACUUAGUGACCAUGGAAUGGUGGGACGGCACGUGGUUAAACGAAGGCUUUGCCAGCUAUGUGGAAUAUCUUGGGUACGGCUACGUGGAACCGGACCUUAACGUGAUGGAGCAGUUUGCCUACUCCAGGACUCAGGGUGUCAUGAAGGACGACUCUCUGACGUCAUCACAUCCGAUCUUCCAACCAGUCAUCCACCCCAACGAGACUAGAGCGAUCUUUGACAGUAUCACUUAUAGCAAGGGAGCAUCUAUCCUGAGAAUGCUGGGCAACUUUCUUGGGGAAAGCACCUUCAGAAAGGGCCUAAAGGCCUACUUGGAAAGAAACGCUUACAGCAACGCGGUACAGGACGAGCUGUGGGAAGAAUUAACUCUGGCGGCCAGAGCGGACGGACAGACUGACCUGGACGUGAAGACUGUGAUGGACACCUGGACACUACAGAUGGGAUAUCCCGUGGUCAGCCUGACCAGAGACUACGGGCGUGGCACAGCUCAGGCCACUCAGCAAUACUUUCUACUGGACCCGACGGCCAGUACCAGUGCACCGUCUGACUUUGGGUACAGGUGGCACAUACCACUAACGUUCAUCACCAGAGGGAACUCAUUUGAUCAGCCGGAGCAGGUCUGGAUGCGGCCGGAUCAAGAUACCAGUUCAGUCAACUUGCAAGGUGCCGGCAGCGAUGACUGGGUACUGGCUAACAUCCAUCGAGUCGGGUACUACAGAGUCAACUACGACCAGACCAACUGGCAACUGCUUAUCGACCAUCUCAACAGCGACCUCUAUGAAGACAUACCACCGGAUAACAGAGGAACUCUGGUCGACGACGCGUUCAACCUUGGCCGUGCUGGACAACUGGACCUGUCCACGGCACUGGACUUGACGAGGUACUUGGUGCGAGAGCGACACUUCAUUCCGUGGAGCAUGGCCAAGGCAGCCAUGGACUAUGUGGUAACUGUCUUUGGCUCUGUCAGAGACAUAUACGACAACUGGCAGGCCCACAUGGUGCAACUGAUAGGUCCUUUUUACAACGAGGUUGGAUGGACUCCUCAACAGAGCGAUUAUAACACCGAGGCUGGGCAAGUCCUGGCUAUAUCAACCGCCUGUACUUACGGACAGACGGGCUGUGUUAACAACGCCACAGCGCUGUUCCGGCAGUGGAUGGACACAAACAACAACAGCCACAUUCCGGAGACCUUCAAGUCCACGAUAUACUGCACUGCCAUACGGUACGGGGGCAGUCGGGAGUGGGACUUCGCCUGGCAGCGGUACCUGGAAGCCGAGCCGUCGGAGCAGAGCCUUCUCCUGUCCGCCAUGGCCUGUAGCCGUGAUACGGUCAUCCUCAGCAGGUAUCUUGAAAGAAGUACAGACGCCGCCCUCGUCCGCAGGCAGUCGGCUCCUGACGUCAUCAGCUACGUAGGAGGGAGUGACGUAGGCAAGUCUCUGGCCUGGAACUUCCUGGUCGACAACUGGGACUUCUACGUGGAGAACUACGAUGAAACUCAGUUUACCAUGGCUAGCAUUGUCUUAUCCGUCACCAAGCAAUUCAGUACUCAAGAGGACCUUGACAAUCUUGAACAGUUUCUGACAAAACAUCCGAAUCAGGGAACAGCGACUCGAGCCUUUUCUCAUGCAGUGGACUCCACCCGUGCGAACCUGAGGUUCCGCCAGGACAACGAGAGCAAGAUCCGCGCCUGGCUAGAGAGGCUGGCUUGAGGAAAUUAGUUUAAAGAACACAACAAGUAAAUUUUAUGGAUGGCAUCCUCCGCAGACACCAAAUCUAACGUGAUAGGGCGAAAAAAGGCGUGCAAAAAAGCAAGAUUUAUAUAUUUUCAGAAUUUUGAGAUCAUAAACCUUGUUAAUGAUUUUUUUUUUAUUCAGCGGCAACUUACUUACUUACUUAGUUCGAGAUCUCGCUCGAACCAAUCCAGAAUGUCUCCUCCACAACACUUGGUCUUCCAUGGCCCUUCGCAAUUCAGUAGAUACUUUGAAUGCUAUCGAAGCCUUUACGGAAGUCUACAAAUAUAGUCAGCGGCAACAUCACAUAUAAAGGAAUGAAAUAUGCACAUCUCUCUUCACAUUGGUCUGUCAUCCAAGUUCCAGCAUGGUAUAACAGACAUAUUUGUCCAUUUUCGAAAUGUUGACCACUGUCAAAGGGUAACAUUUUUUUUCCAAAAUCAGGCGAAGACUAAUGCGCGCUGAUGUCAUCCAUUAAAUUACUUGCUGUGGCCUUACUUAAGUUCAUAAGCUGUGUAAGACGUUUUGUUGCUUUAUUUUACUAGUAGUUGCUAUGUGGUCAUUUCUUUUACAUAACCUUAAAGUGCAUCAUCUUGUACUUGACAGCUUAAGCUUGUUGCCAAAUAUCUCCGCUCUCAGCACUGAAUAUAGUCUUAAAUAAUGCCCGCUUUGACCCAGUGUGAUAAAGCUAUGGCAGAGGGUUGAGGUAAACAUUACUAAACAAACAAUAGGUAACUCUUCAACGCCCUACCUGCGUGGCCUUUGUGGCUUUCUUCUUAUGUAGAAUCUGUGAUGUGUUGAAACAGCACUGACAAUCAUGUUGUCAUGUCGUCAUGUUGCAUCAGUUUGCAGAAAAUAAUGACAUGAAAGGUUAUCAUACCUGCAAGUAAUAUGUCGUACAGACUUUGGUGUGUU